AUGGGACCUAUUGAAGCUGAUAUCCCAGAAACCCAGCGAAGCAUUAAAUUAAACACUCCUCAAGCUUCAUCAAUGGCUGACCAAAGCAUCCCCAGCGACGACCAACUGCCCCAAAAAUAUACCCCAAAUUUCACUUAUUUCCAAGGCUUUUGGUGCCCAUCCCAGCUUGUUCCCAACAUAACAGCCUUCCAAAACCACUUCCAAGCCCUCGACGACGACAUCGUUCUAGCCAGCAAGCCUAAAACCUGCACCGCCUGGUUGAAAGCACUGGCUUUCUCCAUCCUCAACCGCCACCGUUGCCCACUUUCCAACUCCCCCUUGGCUUCUCCAAACCCUCACGAUCUCGUCCCUUACUUCGAAAUGACACUAUAUAACAACGGUUGCCACCCUGAUUUUGCCGACGUUUCAUCACCCAGGCUGUUCGCCACACACCUUCCUUACCAUGCAUUGGCGGAAUCCAUCAAAAACUCCAAAGCCCGUAUCGCGAUAGGGUUGGCACCUUUCUGGGCCCAUGUUCUUGAUUACCGGAAACAAUCAACGGCGAACCCGAACAAGGUCUUGUUCCUCAAAUACGAAGAAAUGAAAGGAAACCCAGUGGGUCAAAUAAAAAAGGUGGCGGAGUUCAUGGGAUGUCCGUUCUCAGAGGAGGAAGAGAAAGCGGGUGCCAUUGAUGAAAUAGCCGAGUUCUGCAGCUUGAGCAACCUCAAGAACCUGGAAUUGAACAAAAGCGGCAGCCUCAAAACCAUGAAACGACAAACCAACUCUUUCUUAAGGAAAGGUGAUUGCACCACCGGAUCUUUAAAACAACGUCCCGGAAUAGCAUCCCGAGGAACACCAUUGUAA
Molecule: messenger RNA, 843 nt
Organism: Gossypium arboreum
Lineage: Eukaryota; Viridiplantae; Streptophyta; Magnoliopsida; Malvales; Malvaceae
Product: cytosolic sulfotransferase 14-like
Exons: 3
Coding region: 1-843 (280 amino acids)
Biological process (GO): sulfation
Cellular component (GO): cytoplasm
Molecular function (GO): sulfotransferase activity
Source: RefSeq, a predicted model, not a curated record